Messenger RNA from Neospora caninum, 6303 nucleotides. RefSeq lists its product as hypothetical. Lineage: Eukaryota; Apicomplexa; Conoidasida; Eucoccidiorida; Sarcocystidae. The transcript has 31 exons. The coding region runs from base 1 to 6303 and encodes 2100 amino acids. The record is from RefSeq and is a predicted model, not a curated record.
AUGUGUUGCUCUGUCCUUAGAGGAACACAAACUGCAGCCGCAGGAGCGACGGCCGCCGACGAGUGCGUCCCGUGCGAGCCUGGUUUCCACUGCCCAGAGUCCGGAGUCUCCUUGCCGUGCGACGAGGGCUACAUUUGUCUCGAGGGAGCGACGACUGCAGCGCCGGUGGAUGGGAAGACCGGGAAGCAAUGCGACGCAGGCUUCUACUGCCCUCGAGGCUCCUUCAAAAUGCUUCCCUGUCGUCCAGGGACAACGAGCGCGAAAGGCGCCAGCUCUUGCACACCCUGUGAAGCGGGGAAGUUCUGCCCGUGGCCCGGAACGCCUGCUGGAGAUCCAGCAGGCGUCAAGGCGUGUCCGGCUGGCCACGCGUGCCCAGAAGGAAGCGCGCGCCCGCUCCCUUGUCCCGUCGGCACCUUCCAGGCUGACGCAGGUGCGACAGAAUGCACGCCUUGCCCCGAGGGACACUACUGCGGGGAAGGAGGGUUAAGGGCGGCGUCCGGCAAGUGUUUCGUGGGAUUUGUCUGCGGCGGGGCCGCCGGCACUCCGGCGGACUGGGACCAGGUGUUUGGGCUCGACGGAGCCGUCAGCGGUCGGUGCCCCAAGGGGCAUAAGUGCGACACAGCUGGCGCACGACCUGUGGCGUGCGAACCGGGAACGUAUCAGGAUUCGACAACUUCAACUGAGUGCAAACCGUGCCCGCCGGGGAAGUUCUGCAGCGCUGCGGGCCUUCAGGAACCCUCCGGAGACUGCGCAGCUGGCUUUUUCUGCACGGCCGGGUCAAAGACGGCGCGCCCAGGUCCAGGCAACGAGGGCGGCGCCUGUCCUGCAGGCUGGGUGUGCCCCGAGGGAUCAGCCGCGCCGCGCGGAUGCCCGCUCGGCCAGUACACUGAAGAGGAAGGACAACAGGCCUGUCAGGCGUGUCCUGCGGGGAAGUUCUGUUUGAAGGCGGGCGAGGCACCGCAGCCCUGCAAGAGCGGACACGUCUGCGAUGCGGGGAGCGGAGUGGGCAGGCCGUGUCCUGCGGGCUCCUACUUCAAAGCGUCGAACGCGGCGACGACCGCUGGGUCAUGUCUCCCGUGCACCCUCGGCCACUACUGCCGCGCAGGCCAGAUUGCGGGGCCGUGCGCACCUGGCUUUCUCUGCGGUCUCGGGAACUGGCUGCCAAAUCCGAAUGCCGACUACAUGCCGCCGUCACCGUUCAUCCCAUCGUCUGAGUCCCACUCCGCGGUCCUGCUCACUUUGGAGAACUGGCGAAACCUGGCGGCAGGGGUCUCUCUCUAUGGAGGGAUUCCGUGUCCUCCUGGGCACUACUGCGUGGCGGGAGCGACGACCCCCGCGGCUUGCGGCGCCAACACAGCGAGGCUCGAGACUGGAGGACGGUGGAAAAACGAUUGCAGCCUUUGCCCGGCCGGGUACUUUUGCAAAGACAACGACCCAGUCCCCUACCCAUGUCCGCGCGGCUUCUACUGCCCGUUCGCUUCGCGGGAACCCUCGCCCUGUCCCGAGGGCACUCUCGGCUCCAGAGAGAAAGCGGAGAGCCUCGGAGACUGUGUCAGCUGUCCGUCUGGGUUCCACUGUCCCGCUGGGACCUCGGAUCUUGCUGACGACGGUCUCCUCUGCUCUGCGGGCUACUAUUGCCCGGAAGGGACGAAGGAACCCGUCCCGUGCAUCCCUGGAACGUACAACGCCUUCACGGGCGGUGCGUCUGCGGAAAGCUGCCUACCCUGCCCCGCUGGAUUCUUUUGCAGUUCCGAAGGCACGGCUCGACCGACGAGUAUCUGUCCCGCUGGGUACUACUGCCCCGCGGGUUCCAUGUCUCCCGUGAUCUGUCCCCCGUCAAGUUUCUGUCCCCUUCAGUCGAGUGCGCCCAAGGCGUGUGCGGCUGCGGGCUUCUACUGCCCCCUGGGGGCGCCGAGCCCAGAGCCCUGUCCCUCUGGAGCCUUGUGCGUGGCGGGGGCGAGGGAACCCACCCUGUGCCCGAAGGGGACGUUCUUGCCGCCUCCGGCGGUGGGCACCGUCGGCGGCUCUGAGGCACAAUGCGUCAUCUGUCCUGCUGGCUCCUUCGCGGACGCCGCGGGCUCGACGGGCUGCUCGAUCUGCUCAGCAGGCUUCCUGUGUUAUGAAGGAUGCAUCUCUAGCGAACCUGAGUCCAAGGAGACCGACAAAGGCCAGCUCUGCCCGCUGGGGCACUUCUGUCUCCCUGGAGCCCUCGAAGCGUCGCCGUGCCCCGCCGGGUCAGCCGGAAUGAGACGAGGACUGAAAGCGGAAGAGGACUGCACGCUCUGCCCGGCUGGGACGUUCAACGAGCUGUCUGGACAGUCGACGUGCUCGAUGUGCGGGGCAAGCGCAACAAGCGUUCCUGGGUCUCUCACGUGCAACUGCAAGGGGGAGAACCGGAUGUUUCAGCCGAGCGACAAGUCUUGUGUGUGUAAACCUGGGUUCAUCUUUUUGAAGAACGGGGUGGAUAUGGCCUCCGAAGAUGGCGACGGAAACUGCUACCAGGUUGUUCACGAGCGCUGCGGAACCGGACAGUCGCGAGACGCCUCAGGGGACUGCGUGGAUCCCUCGACUGCCUGCGUCGACGAAUGCGGGGAAGGCGGAGGGGAGUUCAAUGAAGUGUCUGGCCUCUGCAUGUGUUUCACCACCCCGUCCCAGAUCUCAGAGUGCGGCCUUGCCUGUCAGCGGCAGGCAACGCGCAUGCUCUUGGCAGAUGACACGUUCGUAUUUGAAGAGACGCUGAGUUCUGGAGACAUCCAGACGGUCGCAGAAAUCUCGCUUGCGUCGCUCCGGCCCGAUCGCCUCGCUGGAACGCCCGCAUGCACCGCCGGCGAGCGAUGCAUCCUCCAACUCCAAGAUUUGACCACAGGGUACAUGGCGAGUCUGUUUGGGGCUCCGUCAGCACUGAUUGCGGAGCUGCAAAAUCUCGCGCGCGGCCUCGCACCCCACGCGCGUCGCCGCGCCACCAUACAGGCCAGCGAGACCUUGCUUGGGGUCCCCUGGCCUGUCCAGUGUCUCCCUGUGGGGACAACGGUGGUAUGGAGACUCGGGAAAAACAACUAUCCUGUGUAUGUCAAAGACAGCCUGGUGAACACCAACCGGGAAUUUGACUAUGGCAGUUUCAGGCAACUCGAGUGGGAGGUCCAAGCUGGGGUUGACUACGUCCUCUUUGCGUACACCUUUAACGAGCCGGGCGUGUACGUGUUUGCGUCGAGCUUGAAUCCAAAGCAGUAUUCGAUUCUUCGCUUCCUCGAUGAGAAGUUGAAGUGCAGAGACAGCGCCACAGUGCCUCGGCGGCGCACCCGCGAAAGCCUCGCCGCUGUCGGCAUUCGCCUGAAUCCCGACAUCUACGAAGUCGCCGACUGGGGCUCGAUGUUAAGGCUCGUCAUAGCGGCGGUGGUCCUUAUCGGCCUACUGCUGGUCUGGGGUUGGGUUCUGAACGUCCAAGACCUCGAUUUCGACGUUGAAGACGUAACGGCGCUGCCUUACAGAAGGCGCCAUCUCCUCUUCCAGGUUCCCGGUGUCCUCCGCCCAGAGAAAGCCUCGCUUGGGUUCGAGGCCCAAGAGGCGCACAAAGAGAGAGCGCGAGAGGGGGCGCUUCAGCUGCUGCAGGGAGUCGACCCCCGAAUUGUGGCAGGGAGCCUGGAGCUGAUUUCAAAGACAUCGGAAUACGUGGCAGAGAUCGCGCAGACGUUGAGGGAGAAACGCGCAGAAAAGGAAAGGGAACUCCACAGACUCAUGCAGGAAAUGAGCAAAGCAAUCGCGGACGAGUUCAGAGACUUCUUCUCAAAGCAGGCAUGGAUGGCAUCAGAUGCGCAGAAUCGGGACUGCGUGGAGCAAAUUUUGAAGUAUCUCCGCAUGCCGAGAAGACUGCUCGUUCAGGAGAUGGCCAGAGCCCAAGAAACUCGCGAGGCCGAAUCCGAGCUUCUCGACGCCAGCGAAUCCAAGAGCGUCGAGAUUAUGCGACGACGAAGCACAGUCCUGGGGAUCUGCGAAGAAGCUCCGGAGCACGUCCUCGACCUUCGAGCGAAGGUGAGGCUGACGGGGACGCCCUCUUCUUCGUUUCUUCCGUCUGCUCGCGAAACAUUUGUGGUUCCCCAUGCGCGCAGAGAUCUGGCUUGCGCAGCAGAGGUGGGCGCAGGUGGCGUUGUGCCGCGUAUUCCCUCUGUCUACCGGCCCCAGGUGGGAAGUUUCUUAGGCCAGUUCCUCCACGAGAGCCUUCAAGACGCGAGCGAGAUGCUCUGCACGCUCGGUACUGCUCUCGGGCAGCAGCGUCAAUCAGAAGCCAGCAGCAUUCAAACAUUUUUGCGGGCCCGAGACAGCGCUCUGGUCUCAGCCGAGAACGACAUUAUCUCCUGUCACGGGGCACUCCAAGGGGCCGUCCGACGUGGGGAGAAAACGGCCGACGUCGCCUGCGAUAGUCUGGACAAGAUGCUGCUGGCAUCCGUGAAGGAGGUGAACGCAAGAUUUGUCGCUGCGUCGGCGAGCGACCAGGAAGCUCACGAGGCAGCCAUGCAGGCGACGGCUUCGCUGCUUCGCGACUGGGUUCAGCGGCAGGCGAUGGAAAUCGAAGAAAAGGCGAAGAACGCGCGGACCGAUGUCGUUCACUACCUGUCUACGGUCCACGAAAGGGAAGAGAGAAGUUUGAAAGAGAUGAUGGAGGCCAAGCAAGCAACUCUGCUGGCUGCGCUUGCGGAGAGGCAAGACGCCGAGGUGAAGGCUACAGAAGAGAGGCUCCGGUGGGACUACGAGAGAGAGACAGGACCAAUUGCUGAGGGCGCGACCAACGGCGGGGCCCUGCGCGAGUUGAUGGAACUGGCUGAAGAGUCGGUGGAUCCCGAUUUCUCGAAAUCCGUCGCAAGCUUUGGUCGCGUGCUCAGGGAAAGUAUGGGUGGGGGCGCUAAGGUCUCGAACGCCGAAACGGAGGCUGCCUUCGUGCGCUCACGCCAGCUGAUCCAACGGAAGGUUCGUGAGCUCAUCGAGGCGGCGGAGGCAAAGUUGACCGUCAAGGACGAACGCGAAUACGAUGCACUGAAGGACAAGUACAAGACUGGGUUGAAGAACUGUCUCAGUGCAGGAGACGCAGGCUUCAACCGAGUGAAAUCUGAUCUUGAAAGGGCUGAAGAUGCGGAAGUAGACGCCGAGCGAAGGCUCGAAACUUUCAUCCAAGAGCAGCUGGUCCUCGAGGAGCAAGCGAGGCUUCAGCGCGGAGUCGACGAAGAUAUGAGGCGGUUUGAACGGGCCAUCGUGCGUGCUGAAUGCCAUAAGGAGGCUGAAAAAAGGCGACUAACGGAGAUGUACCUGAUUCGACGCCUGACAUUCAUAACGUCUGAGCUCUGGGCGAGUCUGCGCGUGUACAGACAGUUGGAGGCCCAAGGGGCGUCUCUUUCCGAGAACGCGUUCCCGUGUCUCCGAGUUGGCCAUUCUUUGAAAGAUCGUGUUUCUGCAAUCAGAACCUGGCAAGACGAGCGCACCGCGCUCGAGGACGACCUCAGGAAAAGGAUUCAGAGUUCGAAGCAACAAGCAGAGGAGACGCGGAGAUCGCAUGAAGCCAGUCUCAUUGUUGUCCUCGCAAACGAGGUUGAACGCGUGCAGGAGGACGCGAAGGCAGAGGACGAGGAAGAUGCGUUUUCGGUUAAAAUGAAGAGCACCGCCGUGCCGUUGCCUCUGAGAACCGCAGCAGAGCUGGGAUUUACAAAGGAACCGACUGAAUUGGAAAUCGAGGCUCGAAGGCUCCGAGAAAAGUUGAAGGCUGCAGCCUAUAGCGCCCUCGAGGACAAGGACCGUCUCAUCGGUGUUAUCCGGACACAGCUGAACGAGAUCGAAGCACGCCUGGAUGAAGAGAGGAAGGCUCAGCAGGAUGCGUGGAGGCAGAGACUCGAAGGAAGGGAGGACGGUCUACAGGCGGAAGACGGGCGUGAGGCGAUACGAGCUCGACAUCUUGAAGAGCUGGAAGCGUACCAGCAACUCCGGAACGAAGAAUUGGCCUUUGCGCUGUAUCAAGCGAAAGCGGACUACAUGCACAACCACCCUCGAGACGAGGCGGCUACUGAAGAAGUUCAGCGACGCUAUUGGGAAGGGCUGCAGGAGGAGCUCGACGGUGUGCGCCAAGAGCUCCAGGAGAAGCACGAGUUCACGCUGGCAAAAUUGAAGGAGAGGCACGCCGCCGAGCUCGGCCAAGCCCUUGGAGAGCUUGCCUCUGAGACGCAGCAAGAAGGCGUGACAUCGGAAGACGAAAGGCGAGAGAACGUGCAACAGGAAAGCGGAGCUGAAGCGGUGAGAUGGCGCGUGUCUCACUUGCAGUGA